Messenger RNA from Spodoptera exigua (beet armyworm), 1188 nucleotides. The record is from the annotation of a GenBank genome assembly. NCBI's taxonomy places the organism in Eukaryota, Metazoa, Arthropoda, Insecta, Lepidoptera, Noctuidae.
AUGGAACAGCAUUCAGUCACAUGUACGAUCCUUUUUUUGCUCCUGACACAAUAUAUCCUCCACACCGACACAUCAAGGCCCACGUUUCGGCCGACUAGACUCGUAUCGUAUUCCCUGCCCCAGAAACGAGAGCUCAAGAAGGCCCUGGGGUUCAACGAGGAUGUAUACUUAAACUUCACAGAACUUACCGACAAGUACGGGUAUCCCACUGAAGUACACAAAGUGACAACGGACGAUGGAUAUAUUUUAGAUGUGUUUCGAAUAUUACCAAAGUGCAGUGACUCGGCUAGAUCCUAUCCAGUGUUUUUGUUGCAUGGAAUUUUUGAUACGGCAGACAUGUGGGUUGUCACUGGAACGAAGACAGGUUUGGGCUACGUUCUAGCUAGCAACUGCUAUGAUGUGUGGGCAGGGAACCACAGAGGCAACUUUUAUGCUAGAAGACACGUUAAGCUUGACCCGAACACAGAUCCAGAUUACUGGAACUAUACAUUCGAUGAACAUGGACGCUACGAUGUACCCGCAAUUAUCAAUUACAUUCUUCGCUCCACUGGACAUUCCAAGUUAUUCUACGUUGGACAUUCUCAAGGUAGCACUAAUUACUUUGUUAUGAGUUCUUUACGACCGGAGUACAAUGACAAAGUUAGGGUUGCCGUAAUGUUAGGUCCUGUCGCUUGGUUGAAGAAUUAUGAGAACCCUAUAGCACGUUUACUUGCACAAAACCACGUUGCGAUAAAAGCCUUUGUAGAUAAUGCGGGAUUAAAUGAAAUAUUCGGUAGGGAACAUUUUGUACAUUUUGUUGUCGAGUUCCUGUGUGAGUUAGCUCCAAAUUUUUGUGAUCUAGGGCUUUCGUUAACAACUGGUUAUAAGCAAGGAACUAUUCCUUUAAAAGAUAUAUCAGUAGCGAUGGGCCAUUUGUUUAGUGGUACUUCAAUAAAGAAUUUGGCGCAUUUUGCGCAGCUGAUAGUAAGUAGAAAUUUCCAACGUUAUGAUGAGGGUGUUACAGGGAAUUUGGAGCGGUACGGUUCCCGCAAACCCCCUCGAUACAAUGUUUCUAGAAUUUCCUCCCCAAUAGUGUUAAAUAGCGAAAAUAAAAAGCAGCUCUCAGUUGAACCUUGCGUUAAUAUAUCAGGUGACAGCAGCACCUUCGAAUGGCUGUCCACCUUGAACGUUGCAUCUCGAUUACCAUAG